GUGACGGGAAGCGGCGACGGCGGGGCGGGCAGCCCAGGAGCCGCGGCCGGAGCGGGCGGCGGGGCCCCAGGCCUCGGGCGGCGCGGGACGGCUGCGCUGCGCUGGAUCACCCAGUAGACAUGAUGAACAUCAAGGCCUUCACCUUGGUCUCUGCAGUGGAGCGGGAGCUGCUGACAGGUGACAAGGAGCACAUCAGCAUCGAGUGUGUGGAGUGCUGUGGCAGGAAUCUCUACGUCGGUACCAAUGACUGCUUCAUUUACCACUUCCUGUUGGAGGAGAAGGCCAUGCCUACCGGGACGACCUCGUUCACUGCCACCAAGCAGCUGCACAGACACCUGGGCUUCAAGAAGCCAGUGAACGAGUUGUGUGCGGCCUCAGCUCUCAAUAGGCUUCUGGUGCUCUGCGACAACUCCAUAACCCUGGUUAACAUGCUGAACCUGGAGCCAGUCCCCUCGGGAGCCCGCAUCAAGGGGGCUACAACAUUUGCAGUGAACGAGAACCCUGUGAAUGGGGACCCUUUCUGCGUGGAAGUGUGCAUCAUCUCUGUGAAGCGCCGGACCGUCCAAAUGUUUCUGGUGUAUGAGGACCGAGUACAGAUUGUCAAGGAAGUAUCUACUCCAGAGCAGCCUCUUGCUGUGGCUGUGGAUGGCUACUUCUUGUGCCUGGCCCUGACCACCCAGUACAUCAUCCUGAACUACAGCACAGGCCUUUCCCAGGACCUGUUUCCCUACUGCAGUGAGGAGAAGCCACCCAUUGUCAAGAGGAUAGGCAGACAGGAGUUCCUGCUGGCUGGCCCCGGAGGCCUGGGCAUGUUUGCCACUGUGGCCGGGAUUUCCCAGCGUGCUCCUGUGCACUGGUCAGAGAAUGUGAUUGGGGCAGCUGUUUGCUUCCCCUAUGUCAUAGCACUGGAUGACGAAUUCAUCACGGUUCACAGCAUGCUGGAUCAGCAGCAGAAACAGACCCUGCCCUUUAAGGAAGGUCACAUCCUGCAGGACUUUGAAGGAAGAGUGAUUGUUGCCACAAGUAAAGGAGUUUACAUCUUGGUUCCAUUACCUCUGGAAAAACAAAUACAGGAUCUGUUAGCAAGCCGGAGAGUGGAGGAGGCUUUGGUUUUAGCAAAAGGAGCCCGGAGGAACAUUCCAAAAGAGAAAUUUCAGGUAAUGUACAGGCGGAUUCUGCAGCAGGCAGGCUUUAUACAGUUUGCACAACUCCAGUUCCUGGAAGCCAAAGAGCUCUUCAGAAGCAGCCAGCUGGAUGUCCGGGAGCUGAUCUCUCUCUACCCCUUCCUGUUGCCCACCUCCUCCUCCUUCACCCGGUGCCACCCUCCUCUUCACGAGUAUGCAGACCUGAACCAACUGACCCAAGGCGAUCAGGAGAAGAUGGCCAAGUGCAAGCGCUUCCUCAUGAGCUACCUGAAUGAAGUCCGCAGCACAGAGGUAGCAAAUGGCUACAAGGAAGACAUCGACACGGCCCUGCUCAAGCUGUAUGCAGAGGCUGACCACGACAGCCUACUGGACCUCUUGGUCACUGAGAACUUCUGCCUGCUGACCGACAGUGCUGCCUGGCUGGAGAAGCACAAAAAGUAUUUUGCACUAGGACUGCUCUAUCAUUACAAUAAACAAGAUGCCUCUGCAGUUCAGUUGUGGGUGAACAUUGUGAAUGGGGACAUCCAGGACUCCACACGCUCAGACCUGUAUGAAUACAUCGUUGAUUUUCUUACCUACUGCUUAGACCAAGAGCUGGUGUGGGCCCAUGCUGACUGGCUGUUGCAGAAAAGUGAGGAGAUUGGAGUUCAAGUUUUCACCAAGAGACCCCUGGAUGAGCAGCAACAAACUAGUUUUAAUCCAGAUGACAUUAUUCGUUGCCUUAAGAAAUACCCUAAAGCCCUGGUUAAAUAUCUGGAGCAUCUUGUCAUCGACAGGAGACUGCAGAAAGAGGAGUACCACACCCACCUCGCCACCCUCUACCUGGAAGAAGUGCUGCGGCAGAGGGUAGCCACUGACAGCAAGGACAUAGAAGCCACUGAGACACAGGUCAAACUCCGGAGGCUGCUCCAGAAGUCUGACUCAUACCGUGUCCACUUGUUGAAAGAGAAGAUCCAGGACGCUGGCCUGCCCAUGGAGAGCGCCAUCCUCCACGGGAAGCUGGGCGAGCACGAGAAGGCCCUGCAUAUCCUGGUGCAUGAGAUGGGGGACUUCUCUGCAGCUGAGGACUACUGCCUCUGGGGCUCUGAGGGUCAGGACACAGCCUGCCGUCAGCACCUUUUCCACACACUGCUCGCCAUGUACCUCCGCGCAGGCCCCUCUGCCCACGAGCUGACUGUGGCUGCUGUGGACUUGCUGAACCAUCACGCCAGGGAAUUUGAUGCCACCCAGGUCCUGCAGCUGCUGCCUGACACCUGGUCAGUGCAGCUUCUCUGCCCGUUCCUCACAGGGGCUAUGAGGGACAGCAUCCAUGCCAGGAGGACCACACAGGUGGCUCUUGGCCUGGCCAAGUCAGAAAACCUGAUUUACAUGUAUGAUAAGAUGAAGCUAAAGGGAAGUGCAGUCCGGCUCUCAGAAAAAAAGCUUUGCCAGCUCUGCCAGAACCCUUUCGGUGAGCCUGUGUUUGUCAGAUACCCAAAUGGAGGGCUCGUGCACACCCACUGUGCUGCCAGCAGACACACGACCCCCAGCUCACCCAGCCCUGGCACUCGGACUUGAGAAGCGCGGUUCCAGGCUGCAAUGGGGAUUCUGAGUUCUUUUCCAAAUCUGCUUUGUGCCAGCCAGCCAGAACAAAGGGAAGGAAGGCAUCUGGGUGCCAGGGGAGUGGUAUCCUUGGGAAAUGAGGGCACCUCACCACUGAUUGUUCUUUGUGUGAAUGUAAACAGAAGAGGCCUGAAACCCCAAGAAUAGUGACAGGCCAGAGACUACCCGUCCAGGAGGUUACCGUCAUCCAAAGCACAAGCCAACUUUGAAAAGCAGGCAGUGUAACCUGGGUGAUCCGGACACAGGUGGGGCCCAGAAAUGAGACUCAGGCAAGUGUCCAGGGUGCAGAGUCCUGAGGUGGGCACCUUGCCUUCUGAGGAGGUGUGCUCUUCACAGAGUCUCUGCAUCUGCCGCGAAAGUGGGCAUAGUUUCUGUUCUCCCCAUCCAGCUGUCAACCUCCAAAACCCUUUGCCUUGUUCACUUAAGCACUCAGUUGGUGUAAGGUCCUAUGCAUCGGACUGCCUAGCACAUGGAGAUCUAUUUAGAAACAGAUAAAGCUUGAAGCAGGCGGGAUGGUGAAAUGGUUUGGUGGGCAGAGGCACUUGCCACCAAGCCUGACAACCUGAAUUCAAUCCCCGGAUCCUAUAUGUGGGAGGAGAGAACUCCCAUAGGCUGUCCUUACACACACACACACACACACACACACACACACACACACACACACACACACACACACACACACACACAGGGAAAAGAAAAAGAGAUCUAAGUGGGAAGCUGCUUUGCCCGUCCUGAAGACUGCAACAGAGAGGGGACCCAGGCUGUAUGAUGGCCAGUAACAGGUUGGUUUCCAUCCACUUGAUUGGAAACCUCUUGAUGGGCAUACACAGCUAAAUAUUAUCAUUUGAAUUCACAUUAUCUGUGUAGUUUUCUCUCGUUUGGAAUUUCCUCAGCCAUUUUCAUUACAGAUAUUCCUUUCCUCACUGAAGUGUACCUCCUAAUGACUACUUGGGAACAUCAAAGGGAAAGAGUAAACCGAUGAGCCUUCCAGGGGAGGCUGGCAUCGGCCUCCGCCCUAUAGCCGUCCCUGUUUCCCGACGGUGUUUCCGAGGGGCCUCAGGAGGCAUUCUGGCCGGGCCACCUGCUCUGCCGGCACUUUCUGUGCCUGCCGAGCUUUCCUGAACGCUCAAAGGAAAGGCCUCAUCCACGACCAACCGGACUUGGUGAUUCUGUGUCGUGUCACAGAAGCUGCAGCUCUUGCCAUUUCACUGCCCUCCUUCAAGUCAUCCAGCCGUCGUCAGGAUGCUGGUUCUGAGAGCCUCAGGGCAGACAGCACACCCUCUUCUGUGAUCGGUGGGCUGACAGGUCACACCCUCCCUCCACGCCAGCCUCCCCUCGGUGCCCACUCUCCACACGAUGCUCCCUGUACUUACAAUGAUCAGUGUGUUCCUUUCCUCUUGGGAUUCUGAGUAAGCCAGGAAGUAAAAGCGUCUAUUACCCCGUUCAAGGGACUGACACCCUGUUGAGUGUCUAAGAAUAAAUGAAGUCUCCUUGCAGCUCCCCUGUGUCCCAAGGAUGACUGAGAACACUCUCCUCACUGCAUAAUAUUACAACCUAUGAAUUGGCAUCUUAAUUCCCAAAGAACAAGUUACCCCGUGAGCAGUGUCAAACCUAAAAGCGCUGUUCUCCCUGCACAAAAUGGUUCAGUCUCAGAAAGGGCGCAUGACUGCUCACUCCUAACAUGGGGACACUAGUCUCUUCUCUGAGUAUUGAGCGACAAAGUUGAACAGUCCAACCCCCGCCAAAUCCUUUAAUGCAAACAGUUCUACAAGGCGAAGAAUCACCUCAUAUGUUGCGAAUCAUAUCUCCUCAACUCUCCCAAGGGCCGUUUCUCAAAUCCCAUUUUAAAGAUGAACACAUGGUCCCAUCACAGCCCUGCUCACAGCCGGUGACUGUCCAUUGAGCGGUGCCAUGACAACCGGCCUUUUUCCUCCCUUUAGGCUCUGUGCAAGCUUCCUACUUAGAGCAGCAUGGGCUGAGAUUGGUUCACAUUCAUAACUGACGGGCGGGACUGUUUAAUUCGGGGGAACUGUUUACCUGCUGCUGCCUACCAGGUGUUAACGGAGGCCCGUCACCUGGUGUGUGGGCACCGGGUGUGGGCACAGAGCUGAGAGGUCUCAUGAGCCAUGCUUGACACUCUGGAGCACAGAGCAGUGAGUGCUCGGUCACACUGUCACUUGUCACCUGUUGCACAACUGGGGCAGCCCUUGCUGUCUGCUUGCUCUCCCACAGGAACCUCUGUCCUCAUAGCUUCCUUUGCCUCUUAAUGGGUCCCAAAUCCCCAAGGUGUACAAAUGUAAACUUGUUGAUUUUAUUAAAAUUCUUCUAAUUCUU
Mesocricetus auratus (golden hamster) is the source of this 5081-nucleotide messenger RNA. RefSeq names its product transforming growth factor beta receptor associated protein 1 (gene Tgfbrap1). The coding region runs from base 120 to 2702 and encodes 860 amino acids. Gene Ontology annotation, cellular component: cytoplasm; membrane. The transcript is spliced from 12 exons. NCBI's taxonomy places the organism in Eukaryota, Metazoa, Chordata, Mammalia, Rodentia, Cricetidae. Gene Ontology annotation, biological process: endosomal vesicle fusion; intracellular protein transport; vesicle-mediated transport. The record is from RefSeq and is a predicted model, not a curated record.